This is a messenger RNA of Eurytemora carolleeae, 2065 nucleotides long. It is a transcript of the gene Droj2, whose product is annotated as dnaJ homolog subfamily A member 4-like. Gene Ontology annotation, cellular component: cytosol; cytoplasm. The transcript has 12 exons. The record is from RefSeq and is a predicted model, not a curated record. Gene Ontology annotation, biological process: response to heat; protein refolding. Gene Ontology annotation, molecular function: Hsp70 protein binding; ATP binding. NCBI's taxonomy places the organism in Eukaryota, Metazoa, Arthropoda, Copepoda, Calanoida, Temoridae.
AAUCGUUAAUUUGAUAUGUUUUAGAAAGUAUAAACCUUUAAAAUGGUGAAAGAAACGAAAUUAUACGAUUUGCUGGGUGUUGCGCCGUCUGCCGACGAUAGUUCCUUGAAAAAAGCUUAUAGAAAACUUGCGAUGAAAUAUCACCCUGACAAGAAUCCUAAUGCUGGAGACAAAUUCAAGGAAAUAUCAUUCGCUUAUGAGGUGCUUUCUAACCCAGACAAAAGAAAGAUCUACGACCAAGGCGGUGAACAAGCAAUCAAAGAAGGCGGUAGCGGCGGUGGAGGUGGAUUCCACUCACCCAUGGACAUCUUCGACAUGUUCUUCGGCGGCGGCGAUCCUUUUGGUCGCGGCGGUGGGCGGCAGCGUGGACCUCGUCGUACAAAGAAUCUUGUACACCAGCUUAGUGUAACUCUGGAGGAUAUGUACAACGGAACUGUACGUAAGCUGGCGCUCCAGAAAAACGUAAUUUGUGAUUCUUGUGAAGGUGUUGGUGGUAAACCUGGAUGUUUCCAGAAGUGUGGGAACUGCCGAGGCUCCGGAAUGCAGAUCCGUAUUCAGCAGAUUGGGCCUGGUAUGAUGCAGCAGAUACAAUCCAUGUGCCAGGAGUGUCACGGAGAGGGAGAAUCAGUUGACCCCAAGCUACGUUGUAAGAAAUGUAACGGGAAGAAGGUGAACAGGGAGAGGAAAAUACUAGAGGUGAAUGUAGAUAAAGGAAUGGAAGAUGGACAGAAGAUCACCUUCUCAGAAGAAGGAGAUCAGGAACCAUGGAUAUUUGAUCCAAGGGAUCUAAUAAUGAAAAUGAAUAAAUGAAUGAUUAUCUAGGUGUUCAAGAGGAGUGGAAUGGAUCUAAUUAUGAAGAUGGAUAUAAGUUUGACAGAUUCACUCUGCGGGAUGAAGAAAACAGUCCAAACCCUGGAUGAUAGAACUCUAGUUCUUCAGACUAUUCCAGGUGAAGUGAUCAAGACCGGAGAUUUCAAAGCAGUCCAGGGCGAGGGUAUGCCACAGUACAGGAAUCCAUUUGAGAAGGGACGUCUUAUCAUCUCAUUCAACGUUGUGUUCCCAGACUCCUUGUCUCCGGAGAUAUCGGAGCAGCUGGCCAAAAUCCUUCCUCCCAGUGAAGAAGCUAUUAUCCCGGAUGAUCAUGACGAAGUUGACCUUCAAGAUUUCGACCCUAAGAAUGACCGACAGAGUGCACAGAGGCAACAGUAUGACGAGGACGAGAUGCAACACGGUGCUCACGGUCCAGGGGUUUCUUGUGCUACUCAGUAGGUUAUUCAGGAUGUAGGUAUCUACCUGACCUACUCAGUGGGUCAGAGAGUAAAUACUGAGUACCUACCUAACCGACUCAGUGGGUCAUAGAGUACAUACUUGAGUUCCAACUCAUCCUUCUCAAUGGGUCAUAGAGUACAAACCAAUCCUACUCAGUGAGUCACAGAGUGUAUACUUGAAUACCUACUUAUUCUACUAAGUAGGCCAAAGAGUACAUACCAACUCAUCCUUCUCGUGGGUUAUAAUACUCGAGUACCUACCUAUCCUACUAAGUGGGUCAAAGAGUAAAUACUUGAGUAACUACCUAACCUACUUGUAGGAUAGUAAGGAAAUAGGCACCAUCCUACUCAGUGACUAAAGAGUACUUGUGAACCUUACUUAGAGUGGGUGAUGUAGUACCUACCCUUUUAUCCUACCUAGUUCAUUGAAAAAUAUCAAAUGGAAUUGUUUCUACUGAGUUUUACUAAACUUUAAGCUGGCAGCAUUUCACGUUUUUAUUCUAUUAAUGUCUAUAUGAUCCAUGUUUUGUUAAUAUGAUUUAUAAAACUUACACCCCCCCCUUGUGGUUUAAAAAAAAAUAUCUUCUUUCUUUCCAACUUGCCUUUGAUUACCCCCUCCCCGGUAUCUUAAGGUUUUAGCUAUGUAAUAUAAAAAACAUCAGUAGACUCGGGCCCUAAACAACAGAAAACGCAUUUUUGGUAAAUUUUUUAGUUAGUUUUGCACUGCUGAUUUUCUUAUUAACUGAUUACUAUAAAUAUGUUAUCGUAUUCAUAUGAAAUAAAGUUAGCAAGGCGUA